Molecule: messenger RNA, 1813 nt
Organism: Sinocyclocheilus rhinocerous
Lineage: Eukaryota; Metazoa; Chordata; Actinopteri; Cypriniformes; Cyprinidae
Product: ephrin-A3-like
Exons: 5
Coding region: 318-884 (188 amino acids)
Biological process (GO): ephrin receptor signaling pathway; axon guidance
Cellular component (GO): plasma membrane
Molecular function (GO): ephrin receptor binding
Source: RefSeq, a predicted model, not a curated record
AGCUCAAAAAGGGCAACAUUAAUCCACAACAUUAAACACAGCUCUACCAAACAGUUACACAAACCAGAAUUAUUUAGGUUUAUUAAAUAUACAUGGCUUAUUAGGUGAGUAGGCGGUGGGGGCGUGGCCACUACUCAGGCAACCGCAACCUGUCAAUCAUAUACUGUGGCGGGAGCAGAAAACGAGUGUCAAUGAGGACGCCUGUGGUUGCCUUACUUUUCCUAUUACUGUUUGACAUCCUGUGUGCGUUUGGACGAAACCCACAGUAAACUAGAGGGAUCUCACAACAGCUCACAGAAGUUCAUUGGCCGCAAUAUAUGGCAGUCUUGCGGAGAGAGGGCUACACCGUACAAGUCAGCGUUAACGACUACCUGGACAUCUACUGUCCACACUACAACCAGAGUCAGCGGGGGGCGCUAGAGCGUGGUGUGGCUGAGCAGUACGUUCUCUAUAUGGUCAGUUACCGAGGCUAUCGCACCUGCGACCCACAGAUGGGCUUCAAACGCUGGGAGUGCAACCGGCCGCACGCCCCCCACGCACCAAUUAAGUUCUCUGAGAAAUUUCAGCGUUACAGCGCCUUCUCGCUAGGCUAUGAAUUCAACGUGGGUCAUGAGUACUACUAUAUAUCUACACCAAUCCAUCACCACGGACACAGCUGUUUAAGACUGCGGGUGUUUGUCUGCUGUUCUACAGCCUCUAAUGCAGAUGACGACUCUAACCAGAGUCCACCUGACUACACUGUCAGACCCAAACUGCAUGACAUUGACGAGUUUAACCCUGAGAUCCCUAAACUGGAGAAGAGUGUCAGUGGCAGCAGUCCGUCUGGAGACCGACUGUUAAUCACUGUGGCGACGCUUCUCCUCGCUGCUCUCCUCGUGUCCUAGCAACCGUCUCUCUCUCUCUCUCUCUGACAUUUCUGAGCAAGCAGUCCCGAGCGCUCCAAGAAAAAGAUCGCCUUUCGUUCAACCUGUGCGGAAGAGAUUAUUCAAUCAGAACAGAUUAACCACUAGUCGAGCCCUAAACGUGGGAGCUAAUUGUAGAUCUACCGCACCCAAAUAGUGGCCUUUGUCUCCACAAUUUUGGACCUUACGAAUAAGGAUGACAUGCAUCGAUUUCAGAAUUUGCCUUUGUAAUGGAACGUCCACUCUUCUCAAAAAAUAAAAAUAAAAAAGUGAAUCCGGUUAGACAGUGAGGUCUCUACCUCUAGCUACGUCUGUUCUCGUCUUCAAUGAACCUAUCCAGACUGGGGCAGCUCUUGAGGUGGACAUUUUUGGAUUGACAUGAGCUCAAAUGGAUAUGACGAGCGUCAUAGUGGCCAGUGCUUUGACCUCUGAAUCUCAGCUGAGGGACUCGAGGAGUAUUGGAGACCUUUGAUCCUGUCUUAACAUUCUGUCACGACCCAUACCUAUGUGACUGCGAUAUGUGUCAGUCAUUGAUAGUGCUGCAGCAGAGAUCAAUAAAACUCGUUUGCCAGUCACUAAGUUCAGGUGUUAGGCUUAUGAAUCGAUCACAGAAAGUCACGGCUGCUGUUUCUGCUAGUUGCCGGGCCUCGUCUACAAGCUGUAAUGCGAACGCUUUCCAUCUAGUUUCCUAGUUCCAUUGCUGAACUUGGAAACUAGAGGCACAUUAUCGGUCAGAGACCAUCACUUUUGUACAUUGUGUGACCGAAAAAGUUUGGUCAUCAAGCAGCGCACAUAACGAAAGAGAAUCGGACCGAAUGAACGGUAGAUGAUAGAUAGACUUCUAUUUGCUAUAGUAUGUACGUGUACGUGUACUGGAUUGCCACUGAUUAGCAUAGUGGCCAUUUUUGUAA